CCCGGCAAGAUGGCCGCCCUGUUGUUUUGAUGAAUAAUCCUCGGCGGGGCCGGGGGCAGAAGCAGAGGGCGGGCGCGUCGACCCUCCGGCGGCCGCGGCCUCCGUGGGCAGCUGGGGCGCGGCGGGCCUUCUUCGGGGCGGCUUCCAUGGUGGCCGCCGGGUCUGGCCUGGCUGGCGGCGGCGGCGGCCCCUCCCCUCGGGGCUAGCGCGGCUGAAGAAGAAGGACCGGAGCGGGAAGACCAACCCGAAGCCGGCGACCCCCCGGACCCAGGCAGACGAACACGCGGGCCACCCCCGGGCCCCGCCGUCUUCGCCUUUUUCAACCCCUGACUAUGCAAUUCUGCUGACCCGACCCGCCCCCCUCGGGGGACCAGCCGACCGGGCGCCUCCUGCUCUCUUCCCUCCCAACCGUCUUCGGGGGGGGGGAAGAAAAAAAGAAGAAAAAAAGGGUCUUUCCUCCCCCCCCCCCUUUUCACCAUUAAGAGGAAAGCGAUGGAGGAGCUGAGCGCCGAUGAGCAUGAACUUGAACUGGAGUCCCCCAGGAAGAGCAGUAGACAGGGUUUGGGUGAGAUUCGCCGGAGGCGCCUUGCUCGACUGGCUGGUGGGCAGACGUCACAGCCUACCACCCCUCUUACCUCUCCACAGAGAGAGAACCCACCAGGACCACCUGGAGCAGUACCAGCCCCGGGCCCUUCCCACAGUCUUGGCCUAAAUGUCCACAACAUGACCCCAGCUACCUCCCCAAUAGGCGCAUCAGGAGUAGCCCAUCGAAGCCAGAGCAGUGAAGGAGUCAGUUCGCUCAGCAGCUCGCCCUCUAACAGCCUUGAAACCCAGUCGCAGUCUCUGUCGCGGUCCCAGAGCAUGGAUAUCGACAGCGUCUCCUGUGAGAAAAGCAUGUCCCAGGUGGAUGUGGAUUCAGGAAUCGAAAAUAUGGAGGUUGACGAAAGUGAUCGCAGAGAAAAAAGGAGCCUCACCGAUAAGGAGUCUUCGUCAGGAGCCGAGGUGUCAGAAGACCAAGCCUUACAGCUGGUCUGUAAGAUCUUUCGAGUUUCUUGGAAGGACCGGGAUAGAGAUGUUAUCUUUCUUACUUCGCUCUCUGCACAGUUCAAGCAGAACUCAAAAGAAGUGUUCUCCGAUUUCAAGGACUUGAUUGGCCAGAUUCUGAUGGAAGUGCUGAUGAUGUCCACGCAGACGAGAGACGAGAACCCUUUUGCCAGUCUGACAGCGACAUCGCAGCCAAUCGCCGCAGCAGCCCGGUCCCCGGACAGGAAUCUGAUGCUGAAUACCAGCUCCAAUCCAGGAACGAGCCCAAUGCUCUGUAAUGUGGGCUCCUUUGGGGCCAGCUCUCUGUCCAGCCUGUACGAGACUAGUCCAGCUUUCAGGACCAGUUUUGCAAGCUACGCACCCCUGCCAGGUUCCUCUUUCUCGCCUUCCAAUGCAGCCAUCCCGUUCCCUGUGCCUCCGGUUGUGGUCAGUCCUCACCUCCCAGGCGGCAGCCCUUCCGGAGGCCAGCCCUCCUCCCCACGGUACCGCCCCUACACCGUCACCCACCCCUGGGGCUCCUCGGCUCCCCCUGCCCCUCGGUCUUCCAGCAUCGCCAUCCCAACUAGUUCAUCAAGCCCACCAGCCGGGGCUGACGGCCCUCAAGCGGCGCCUACCGGCUCUUCCAGACAGACCCCCACAACCGUGGGCCCACCGUCAUUUCCUGCUUCACCCAGUCCCUCGAGCAGGGGUCCCUCUUCCUUAAGGAACCCACCUAGUAUGUACGACAAUCCUUUCUCCUUCCUCUUCCUCGCACUUUCUGAUGUGUCCGGGGACAGUAGUGAUGAAGAAAAUGAAGAUGAUGAUGAUGAUGAUGAAGGUGGUGGUGUUGAUGAUGAUGAUUUUUCUUGUGUCCAGUUUGGGUCCAGUUUGGGAGCUUCUGGUGGGACAAGUACUUCUGAUUCCUGCAGUGACCAUUUCACCAUUGAAACUUGCAAGGAGACAGAUAUGCUGAACUACCUCAUCGAGUGUUUUGAUAGAGUUGGAAUAGAGGAGAGAAAAGCACCAAAGAUGUGCAGUCAGCCAGCAGUCAGCCAGUUACUGAGCAACAUCCGAUCACAGUGCAUAUCCCACGCGGCGUUGGUGCUUCAGGGUUCACUAACGCAACCAAGGUCCGGGCAGCAGCAGUCUCUCUUGGUACCAUAUAUGCUGUGUAGGAACCUCCCUUUCGGCUUCAUCCAAGAAUUGAUGAGAACAACCCACCAAGAUGAAGAAGUAUUCAAACAGAUCUUUAUCCCCAUCUUACAAGGCCUGGCUCAUGCUGCCAAAGAGUGCUCCCUUGAUAGUGACUACUUCAAAUACCCCCUUAUGGCGUUAGGUGAACUCUGUGAAAUCAAGUUUGGGAAAACUCACCCCAUGUGCAGUUUGGUUGUCUCUCUGCCUUUGUGGUUGCCUAAAUCCUUAAGCCCGGGCUCAGGGCGAGAAUUGCAGAAACUCUCUUAUCUUGGAGCUUUCUUUAGUCUUUCUGUCUUUGCUGAAGAUGACACCAAGGUCGUUGAAAAGUAUUUCUCAGGACCCGCCAUUACCCUGGAAAACACUCGUGUGGUUAGCCAGUCACUGCAGCAUUAUCUGGAGUCGGCAAGGCAAGAGCUUUUCAAGAUUCUCCACAGUAUUUUGCUGAACGGAGAGACACGCGAGGCAGCCCUCAGUUAUAUGGCGGCUAUCGUCAAUGGCAAUAUGAAGAAAGCGCAGAUGCAGACAGACGAUCGCUUGGUAUCCACAGAUGGGUUUAUGCUAAACUUCCUGUGGGUGUUGCAGCAGCUGAGCACAAAAAUCAAACUAGAGACAGUCGACCCCACCUAUAUAUUCCACCCAAGAUGUCGUAUUAUUCUUCCAACCGAUGAGACGAGAGUGAAAGCGACUAUGGAAGAUGUGACUAGUUGGGUGACUGAACUCUAUGGAGAUCAGUCUCCAUUUUCUGAGCCGAAAUUCCCUACCGAGUGUUUCUUCCUCACUCUGCACGCCCACCAUCUCUCUAUCCUCCCCAGCUGUCGCCGCUACAUCCGUAGACUCCGAGCCAUCCGGGAGCUCAACAGAACCGUGGAGGAUCUGAAAAACAAUGAGAGUCAGUGGAAAGAUUCCCCACUGGCAACUAGACAUCGAGAAAUGCUGAAGCGCUGUAAAACUCAACUUAAGAAAUUGGUGCGUUGCAAGGCCUGUGCUGAUGCUGGCUUGCUAGACGAGAACUUCCUCAGAAGGUGUCUGAAUUUUUACGGCAUGGUCAUCCAGCUGCUGCUCCGCAUCCUCGACCCUGCCUACCCCAAUAUAACGCUGCCUUUAAAUCCAGAUGUCCCGAAGGUGUUCGCAGCACUGCCUGAGUUUUAUGUAGAAGAUGUUGCUGAAUUUCUAUUUUUUAUUGUACAAUAUUCUCCUCAGGUGCUUUAUGAGCCCUGCACUCAGGACAUUGUGAUGUUCCUUGUUGUGAUGCUGUGCAACCAGAACUAUAUCCGAAAUCCAUACCUGGUGGCCAAGUUGGUGGAGGUCAUGUUCAUGACCAAUCCUGCCGUCCAGCCUCGAACACAGAAGUUCUUUGAAAUGAUUGAGAACCACCCGCUCUCCACUAAGUUGCUAGUUCCCUCUCUGAUGAAGUUUUAUACAGAUGUUGAGCACACCGGAGCCACCAGCGAGUUCUACGACAAAUUCACAAUCCGCUAUCACAUUAGCACUAUUUUCAAAAGCCUCUGGCAGAACAUAGCCCACCACGGCACCUUUAUGGAAGAAUUCAAUUCUGGGAAGCAAUUUGUUCGCUACAUCAAUAUGCUGAUAAACGACACCACGUUUUUGCUGGAUGAGAGUCUGGAAUCCCUGAAGCGGAUCCAUGAAGUCCAAGAAGAAAUGAAAAACAAGGAACAGUGGGACCUGUUGCCCCGGGACCAGCAGCAGGCUCGUCAGUCUCAGCUGGCUCAGGACGAACGGGUGUCUCGCUCGUAUCUCGCCUUGGCUACAGAAACCGUGGAUAUGUUUCAUAUCCUCACUAAGCAAGUCCAGAAGCCUUUCCUCAGACCCGAACUUGGACCACGAUUGGCUGCUAUGCUGAACUUUAACCUUCAGCAACUAUGUGGCCCCAAGUGCCGUGACCUAAAAGUUGAAAACCCUGAGAAAUAUGGGUUUGAACCAAAGAAGCUAUUGGACCAACUGACUGAUAUUUACCUGCAGCUAGAUUGUGCCCGUUUUGCUAAGGCAAUUGCUGAUGAUCAGAGAUCCUACAGCAAAGAACUGUUUGAGGAAGUCAUUUCCAAGAUGCGGAAGGCAGGAAUCAAGUCUACGAUAGCGAUCGAGAAGUUUAAAUUGCUGGCGGAAAAGGUGGAAGAAAUAGUAGCCAAGAAUGCCCGGGCAGAAAUUGAUUACAGUGAUGCUCCAGAUGAAUUCAGAGAUCCGCUGAUGGAUACCCUGAUGACUGACCCCGUGAGGCUGCCAUCUGGCACCAUCAUGGACCGCUCAAUCAUUCUGCGACACCUACUGAACUCCCCUACCGAUCCCUUCAAUCGGCAGACGUUGACGGAGAGCAUGCUCGAACCAGUGCCAGAAUUGAAGGAACAGAUCCAGGCCUGGAUGAGAGACAAACAAAACACUGACCACUAAGUCCUACCUAGCUGGAAAUGGCCAAGGCCAGUGUGGAAAACAAACAACGUCGGUCCCAGGUGAUGCUGAUCAAAUGUCGAAGGUGAAAAAAGCUGGCAAAAGUGUGCAGGGGAUCCACCCACAGUGACUUACGUUAGAGAUCUGGAAGGACAUGAAUGACAGGAAGAGCCUAAUUCUUGUACAUAUAUUUAAGUGAUAAGGAUGGUCAGUAGCUUGGGGGACAAAUUAGGAGGUUGCUCGGGUUACAUGUCUUUCAACAUGUCAUAAUUCGGGGUUUUUAUGGCUGAAUUCUUUUAGCAACGACGAAUGGAUCUGGGCAGCAUCCUUUCCAACUUUAUUCUUUACAACCAGGUAUCCGUUGAUUUGAUUGUGAUUCGAACUUUGGACAUUUUGCUGCUAAAGAAACUUUUUUCCCUUUUGCCUUCCCCGCUCCUGUCCCUCUCCCGUCGCCCCCACUUGCACUGCUGUUGUUUUUUUUUAAGUGAUGCAAAAAAAAAAAAAAGAAAAGAAAAUACAUAACUCCUGCCCCUCCAAACACAUAUAUUCUGUGAGAUAACUGUGCCUGCAACAAAGUGUUAAUCUUGGGAUCGUAUUUUUAUAUCAUAUUCACAUAUAUGUUGUUUUUUUUAAUUGGUGUUAGAUGACAUAAAAAAGCAAGAUAUUUUGAGAAUUUGGAUUUUAGUUUUGAUUUUUUUUUCCUUUUGAGACAUCCCUUUUUAAUUUUUUUUUUAAUCCUGUACUAAAUGAAUAGAAAUGUGGUUGCUCUGGUACUUUUAACAAGCCCCGUAAUCGGAAUCUGAGAAGCCGCUGCAACAUAAAAGGUGGAGAAUAUCAGGACUUUAAUAACUUGUGGGGUGUUUUUUUCUAAGUGUACAUUCUUUCCAAGCUGAUGAUCUACUGUGUGAAGUGACAGUUCUAAACCUUUCCAGUUUUGCCUCCAGGGGGAACAAUCCACUCCUCUCUUGAGUCCGUGCGUUUGGGGCAGGGGACAUUUUUCUGUUAAGUACUAGUUUGUAUCCAUGGCUUGGCCUUACCAAAGCAAAAGGGUGCAGGAAAUGUAGACGUACAUUUUUUUAAAAAAUAAAGAAAAAAAAAACAUUUUUGUAUAACUGCCCCGAGUAAGAUACUUGAAUUCUUGAAUUUCCUUUAGAAAAAAGGAUUUGAAACCACAAAGUGUUUUAAAGAAAUUAAGUCUGUAAUUUUUUUCCUUUUCCUUUUUUUUUUCCUGCUGACAGUGUCCUUUGUUCAAUUCCUGACUCUUGAACUACAAUAAAUGGUGAUACACAUUCACAAGGAA
Molecule: messenger RNA, 5920 nt
Organism: Ornithorhynchus anatinus (platypus)
Lineage: Eukaryota; Metazoa; Chordata; Mammalia; Monotremata; Ornithorhynchidae
Gene: UBE4B
Product: ubiquitination factor E4B
Exons: 30
Coding region: 493-4623 (1376 amino acids)
Biological process (GO): protein polyubiquitination
Cellular component (GO): ubiquitin ligase complex; nucleus; cytoplasm
Molecular function (GO): ubiquitin-ubiquitin ligase activity
Source: RefSeq, a predicted model, not a curated record